Rhipicephalus sanguineus (brown dog tick) is the source of this 318-nucleotide messenger RNA. RefSeq lists its product as uncharacterized. Gene Ontology annotation, biological process: DNA transposition; DNA integration. Gene Ontology annotation, molecular function: DNA binding. Lineage: Eukaryota; Metazoa; Arthropoda; Arachnida; Ixodida; Ixodidae. Bases 1 to 318 code for a protein of 105 amino acids. The record is from RefSeq and is a predicted model, not a curated record. The transcript has a single exon.
AUGAUUAUUCAGGCAUUCAGCAAGGAAGGCCGACUCUGUGAUGCCCCACGCAGGCGUCGACCAAAGGCAACGACGGAGGAUGAAGACGCCCUUAUAGUAGCUACUGUCGUCGAGAACCCGUUCCAGUCCGCGAGGCAAGUGCGGGAGCAGCUAGAUGUGGACACUUCCCUUGCUGCGGUCCGGCGACGCCUCCGAAGUGCUGGACUGCGAAAUUUUGUAGCUGUACGAAAGCCGGUCGUCACUGCUUCGAACAGCAAGUCACGUCUCCAGUUUGCCGAAGCACAGACCUCAUGGAUGGCCGAUGCUUGGGGCCGAUGA